Messenger RNA from Hyalella azteca, 4240 nucleotides. RefSeq names its product M-phase inducer phosphatase-like. The annotation marks the transcript as partial. The record is from RefSeq and is a predicted model, not a curated record. The transcript has a single exon. NCBI's taxonomy places the organism in Eukaryota, Metazoa, Arthropoda, Malacostraca, Amphipoda, Hyalellidae. Gene Ontology annotation, biological process: positive regulation of G2/M transition of mitotic cell cycle; positive regulation of G2/MI transition of meiotic cell cycle; protein dephosphorylation. Gene Ontology annotation, molecular function: protein tyrosine phosphatase activity. Gene Ontology annotation, cellular component: cytoplasm; nucleus.
UCGGCGCUGAGCCCCAACCAGGCAUUCAAACGCCCAUUGCCGCCCUCCGAAGCGUCUCCUUUCGUGGAGACCAAGCGUCCCAAAACGUACGUCGGAACUCCACGCCUGGCAGAGACUUUUACUCUGCCGUGCCUGAAGCCUCUACCCAUGUCCGCCUUUAAUGCCUCCCCCUCACAAGAGACCGCAACUCGCACUGAUGGCUCCUCGUCGCCACCGUCCCUUGAGUGCCAGCAGUCGGACGCGUCUCCGGAGCUGCCCGUUAGCAGGACAGCCGCCCCGGAGAAAAGCCGCCUCAUCCCGCGCUCUGAGUCGUCCUAUAGUUUGGUGACUCGUCAGUCUUCUGUUCCUGUUACCUCAUCCGACAGCAUCGAUGCAAGUAUUGUUCGCGAGACUCCACUCUGCAAGACGCUCAGCGAGAGCCAUUUAUCUAUUAUGAAAGCCCUCAACAAGUGCCAUAAUCGCGAAGAAGAACUCACCGGAGAUUUUUGUCGCAGCCUGUCAUUACCCGUCAUUUCUUGUGGUCGGAAUCCCGAUAUAAAGUCAAUUACCCCCGAAACUGUCGCUCAACUCAUUCAUGGUGAAUACAGUCACUUGAUUGAAUCGUAUCAAAUUUUAGACUGUCGUUACCCAUACGAGUUUGAAGGCGGCCAUAUUAAAGGUGCUGAAAGUUGGCACAACCCGCAGUUUGUGGUGGACUACAUUGACAAGGCAGAACGAGUCAUGCCGCCCACCCCCACAGAUCCUAACAAGCGCCACAUCCUUAUCUUCCACUGCGAGUUCAGUGCAGAGCGCGGACCUAAGGCCCAGCGAUUGCUACGUGAGCGCGACCGCACUGUUAAUAAAGACCGCUACCCAGCUCUGCAUUUUCCCGAAACGUAUCUCUUGGAAGGCGGCUACAAGGCCUUCUUCGAGCUUUACCCCAGCCUUUGCGUGCCGCAAAAAUAUACAAAGAUGCUCGAUACCAACCAUGCCGAGGACCUCAAGCUUUGCAGAGCUCGAAGCAAGAGCUGGGCUGUGGAAAAUAAACACGGCAAGGGCAGAUCCGGUCUUUGGUCCAAGCGCUUCAACCGAGAUACAUAAUUUUCUGAUGGAAUCAGUGAUCCUGUGAUGAAUUUUGUGCUCAAUUUUAUACUAUGCUACCGAGUGAAAAAUGAAAGAAUUUCCCGCAUUGUAUGCCAAUUUUUCCCCACGAUAAGUGAGAAAGAAGUGCUAUUUUACUGGAUAUAUUUUAUAUGAGGAAUUAUGUGACGUGUAGAUGCAUCUAGUUUUUAACUUGCAAAAGAAAUUUCGGAGCGCUUUAAGGCUAUUGAGGUAAAUUCACGCCAAAAUUCAUGGAAUUGGUUUGCAUGUUGUCGGAGUGACUGACUGUAAUCUACUAUAGUCAUGUGUCAAGAAUUUAAAUAAAAUUCAAAAGUGUUGGUUAGGUUCAGCUCUCUCAGAUGCACACUUCUUACUUGUGUCUUACGUAUCACUUUAAUCUAAAUUAUUUGUAAAUAAUUGCUGAUUAUUGAAUUGCUGAAUGCGAUUCGGGCAUGCAUCUUCAGCGACAUUAUUUGAGCAGUAUACUAGGUAUAAAUAUUCUUCCUUUCCCUUUAUCUCGAAUUUACGUCGCAUUGUAUCUUCAUAGUUUAGUUAACUUCACACAUGUCCUGUCAAUUCAAUUCCACUUGAUUAUACGCUAAGCGAUGUGAUGAAAAUAACCCACAUAAGGUUCAUAUUCUGCUAUUGAAUUACAUUGACAAAAAAAAGUUCGUUGAGAAAAUCUGGUCACAACAAUUUUCGCUGAGUUGAACAACGUAACAAAACUUAUAUCGUCGACUUACUUACUCUCUUCGUUUCCCUUUCUUUUCUUUCGUCGUUAUUGAUUUGUUCGUCUUGUAGUUCUACGAAGGUUUCAUUGUACAUAUAAGCUUAUGAAAACGCUUCUCUCGCUUAGUUAUUAUUAUUCUGUUCUCAUUUGUUUAAUUUUAUCUUGUUUUACUUGAUGUUUUGUUCAUAGUCAGUGCAAUAGUUGACAUCUGUUAGGGUAUAGGGCAUUCGUACCUCCUUGCUCUGCGUGCAUCCAUACCAAACCUUCAAUGUGUUCAUUUGCCUUUCUUUCCUCUUUCUCCUUUUUUUGGAUCUGGACCUAGCCAUGGCUGGACUCUUCCCCUAAUUCCAUUAAAUAUCUGUACCUUUUCUUUACCUUGCAAGCGAGGUACUAGUUCAAAUCAAUGCAUUUGUGCUUUUGCCUGCUUAGAUUCUGCUGAUAUGUUCUCACUCACUGUUAAAAAUUCAUUUUCUUCAUCUGCGAGCUGUACUAACUUCAUAAACAAACAAUAUAUGCAUUUUGGCCCUCCGCUUUGACUUGCUUAAUUUUUUUCGUCGUCCUGUCCUUUUUUAUUACAUUAGUUUUGAGAUCUACGAUUUAGUGUUUUAGUUUAGACUAACCGUAUUUUUAGCCAACACUAAGUGCUUGGUGAUUCAUCAUGUCGUUCAAGGCAAUUUAGUUGCCCGUCGAAACUUGUUUUUCUUAUUGAAUUAAUUUUCUUGUUACUCUUGCUAGCGUUGGACUGCGCUCACAACGGUACAUGUGCACUGGUACCUACUCAUGUCGUCCAAGUAUAUACGAACAACUUCUGAACAAAUUCUGUUACGAGUUCGACUCCAGUGACCCUAUUGUAAACAAUUGCUACGACAAGAAUUGAAUUCCUUACAACCUCGUUCAAUAUUCAAUUUAAUAUUAGCUUUGACCCUAUUGGCAAUUGUAACGGAACUUAAAGAAAUGCCGUUGCAAGUUCAAGUUCAGCGAAAACAAUUUGUUAACAAGUGCUUUGACAAAAAAUUCAGUUGCUAACAACCUUGUUAACGAAUAAAUUUUAUAUCAGGUUUUAUAUCAAUUGUUAAUCAUAAGGAAGUGGAUGUUGUGCGUAUUAAUGCUAAGGUUGUUGGAGCGCUUGCAAGCUGUUCUCUACUGAGCAUGCAAAUACGAUUCUCUCACGCCAUAUCCAUGUCGACUAAUGUCAUUUCCUCUGCUUCUGUAGCUUCUCGUGUCUAUAUUUUUAUUAGUGACUGACAUCUUCUAAUUCUAUCUCAUUGACCUGAAAUGUUUCGAGUAUGAAUAGCCUUAAAUAUCGAGUAUAUCAGUAAACUCUAAUCACAGCUUUGCUCUCAUGAGACGCGAAUGUAAGGUUUAAAAUUUUGAAUGUCUCAUAUUCUGAAUUGUCCACGAAAUGCUUCAGAAACAAACGUAGUAUAAUCGUAUAUUUAAGAUUUGAUUGAUGAGUGUGUUUUUCUCUUAAGCUUCAGGUACUGAGUAUUAUGAUUAAUCUAUUAUCUAUCUAUGGCUUCUCUAUCGGAACUUUUCGCAAGAAAUUUAGUGAAUUAAAUGGACUUCUGUAUUGGAUAACUGCCCCAAAUUGCGGAGACCUUAAUUGCUAAUUUCGUUCUAAAAAACCGCGUACAGUAAUCGGAAACUCGAUCUCCUUUGUUGGCUUUCAUUGUAUGUUGUACUUAGGUAAACGUCUGCUAACCGUGUGCGCUUUUUCCAUGCGUUCUAAAAUUCAUCAGAUGUGUAGAUCGCACCUAAGAAUCAAGGCAUAAAUGCUGAAUUGCUCGUUUGAGUUUGCUAAGCUGUUACAAGUUACCGAUGACUUUCGUUGACAUGUUUUCCCGCUCUAAAAUACUAUCGUAGACCUCCUGUUCAAUUAACAUCUAGAAGAAAUUGCAAACGACUCGGGUGCGAUCUUUAAGAGACUUCGUGAUAAAGUAACCUUGAUUCUGUCCUAAUGCCAGGCCAUCACACAUGCCAGGCCUGUUUGUUGUAGUUGAAGUCGUUAUGGUUUGCUUCGCGUAGACUUUAAAUCCUAAUUUUUUUUGUUGCGAUUGACUGGACUACGUAAACUAGCACAGGCUUAUUUCAGGCAAGCUCGUUACCACGACCGCAGCUUGAGGAUAUCGAGGAUAGCUACCAUAGGAGCGCUGGUGCAUACCUUCCAUAUGCUUAACGACUACAAUUCUAUUUAUCAAUGUGUCAAUUUAAUUACUUGCCUUUAUAUUCUCAUUGGGCGUGUUUCUAUUAAUCUUGUGUCAUUAAUAUCGAAUAUUACUUGCUUGACGUAAAUAAUGAGCGUUUAAAUGAACUGGGUUGGUUUAUCAUAGACGAGACCUGCGUAAUUACUCACUUGACUCGCCUUCUUGUGUCUGAGUAUAAUUGUCAGCGUUAAUUUGUCCAGCAUGUGUUUUAUUAUUUGUUUUGCGG